AUGGACGUGAGAAGAAACCCAGGUUCAAAUUUUUCCACUACUAUGAAGAGCACUGCACAGCUUAACCUAACACCAAGGGUUGAGAAUAACAUGAAUUAACAAUGUUGGCUGGUGUGAGCUCUUUUAAGGGUGACUUGGUGUCAGGCUCAUUUACAGUUUUAGUUCAGGUAGACGUAAGGGCCAGAGGCAGAGAAGGUAGGGCUGUGGUUGGAUUCCAGGGCAGGCAGACAAGACUCUUCAGCAUUUUCUCAUGGUGAUGAGCUGUUUAGAUAGAGAAGUUAGCUUGAAGUUUAAAGCAGUGGUUCUUUAUUCUCUAUGAGUAAUAAGAACUUCAAAAUUGCCAGGGGUCUUAGAGGAUCACUUAAUGAUUUUUUUGCCUGAUUCGUAGCAGCUGCAAAUCAUUAUGCUAGAUAUUUUAUUGUACGGUAUUACAAUCUGAACUCCAGAGAAUUCAAAUUGUGAUGCAAUAAAAAGGCAACAUAAGAAAUAAAAGAAGCAAUAAAAAUACAAUUAAAAAUCAAUAAUGGUAUGCUGGAAUGGGUGCAGGAAUAAGGCAGGUUUCUGAAGACCCAUCUUUGAAACACUCACCCCCUGGGCAGUUUACCCUGGGAGAAAAAUUUGGUAAAACUGAGCCUGUAUGUACACACCAUACAUUUAAAGCACAUCUCUGCACAAGCACCCCGAACGAACCAGGUAGACCAGAGCUUGUGGUGCAGUGCCACGGAACUCCACCAGAGUGGUGUAGCUUACAGAGUGCUGAGCUAUAGGCUCAUUCUGCUUGGCUGCAGGUACAGCUAGCCACGGUGGGAGACAGCACUUUGGGAGGGAAAAAGAAAAAGGAGUUUGAGUUCCUGGCGUUCAACUGGAUAGCAGGAUAGCUGGGUGUGCAAUUCACCCUGAGGAAAGAUCUACAGUCAGAGAAAGAAGUCUCUGAGCUGGGGGAUAUAUUAAAAGACAACAUUUAGUGUCACACACAUGCACACCUAUUUCUUGAAAGAAUUCCAUCUCCAGACACAUCUUUUGUUUUACCAAUUUUGUUGUGAAAAUAAAAAAAAUUCCUGUUUAACUAAGUCUCCAAGUGCUAGAGUUUUCUUCAAAAAGAAAAAGAAGAACCAAAAUAGACAGUAGGGAGAGGGGGCAUAUCUCAAGCAUGUAUGCAGUCUCUUGUCUUCAAGGCCCUUCCAGCGUUGUGGGGGGAAAACACAUUAAAAAUUAUGUCCCCAGAUACAUACAUGGCGGUAUGAUAAUCCUAUGCAGGUGAGGGGAUGUAUGAGGUGGGUAACCUGGGAGGAGGGGCAGCAAGUGCUGAAAUUGGGAACACAGGAAACACACUAUAUACCAUGAUCACAGUGAAGCAAAAGCACAGAAUAAUUUGCGUAAGGACCUUUAUGAUCUGUAUUAUGUUGUGGCACAUAUGCAGAUAGGUAUUUUAUGAAAUAAGGUAAGAUGACAACAAAACACUAGAAUUCCCCAAUUUUGGUUGGUGUCCCCCACUUCCCCCCAAAGAAACCCAACAAAAUUUGGCUGGAGUUAAUACUUUGGCCCAUCAGAAAUUCAACUAUGACAGCAUUUCAUCACUUUAUAUGCAAAAAGUUAUAGCUCUGUAGUAGAGCACAUGCUUUGCAUGCAGAAGGUCACAGGUUCUAUCCCUGGCAUCUCCAGGUAGGGCUGAGAAAGACCUACCUGGAGUAGGUCUUUCUGAAAUGCCUUAGAGCAGCUGCCAGUCAGUGUAGACAAUACUAAGCUAAAUAGACGGAUGAUCUGUUUUUGGUAUAAGGCAAAUUUCUAUGCUCAUUCAACUGAAUGUGAAGACACAGGUGUAACUGGCAUAGCUGCUAGUCAGUGCUUUGUUUUCAAAUGCUUACCACAUGCUACUGUGGGUAAAAGGUACCCACUUGCUAUGGGGUGUAUCUACUUAUCUUUCUGGCAUACCAAACUGCACAGAUAAAAAACAAAAAAUGACACCGUUUGCUACCACAAAACCAGCCCUGACUCAGGACCACUCAAAAUACAAUUGAGAAGAAAAGCACCAAUCUAUAUAUAGAAACAGCAACUUUCCACCUCCACCGUGAGGAAUGAGCUGAACGGCAAAGGUUGUUCAAAUGCUGCUUGAUGCUCUCUGCUGAAAUAGCCUUCUCCCAACAUCAAUCACAAGGUGUGCUGCCUACUGGAAAAAGUCAAUACGCCAUGUGCUGACUGCACGAUGUUUGCAAAUGCCUUUCGGAAGCACGUUGCGAGUUAUACCGGGGCUUCUGUUCAAUCAAAUGCUCUUUGAACGCCUUGCAUACUUCCAGUUUUGUUUUCUAUAUUAAGCUGGAGGCCAGAAAGUGGCGGCAACCUUCUUUGUCGGGUGACUUGUAUACAGUAUCAGGCACUUGCAGAAUUCAUCUGAAGUUAGGAGGCAAUUUGCAACGGUAGGAUUCUCAUUCUUUCUAUUGUUUUUAGUUAACUAGCUGCUGAUCUUUUCUCAUAAGAAGUUGACAAUGAAUUUGAUCUUAACUGUAAGUUAGUUGUUAUAGAACUUUUGCGCUGGAGAUGAAAGAAAAUGUUUAUUGGUUUUUAUUUAAAAUAUUUAAAAUAUUUGCAAAUGGAAUGAAUGGGUAGAGGAAUGGAUUAUAUAUACAGCAUGCUCCAAUGUCUGCAGAUGUACAGUCUUUAGAAAGCGAAAACUGAGUGUUAAAUGUUGUCCCUUUUAAAAAGGAAUUUUACAUAUUCGCAAACCAAGAGGAAUUUUCAAAAUGACAUAAACAGAUAAGUACUGAGAGAUCAAAAGCAGAUUCAUCUUGACGUGAAGAUUAGAAAAGUUGUAUUAUCAAACCCACACUGUUUUAAUUCCAUCAAUAUUAUGAUUUUUCAAUACCAAUUUAGUGAUUUCUGAUACUUGGUAAAGCAAUUUGCCCUUAGAAAAGAACCUACCCAUUUGGAAGAAUGUAGAAUUAUGAUAAUCAUUUUAUUUCAUUGUCCUGGCUAGAAUUUUCUGCUUCCACCCUUGAUCUCAGCCUGCUUUAGAUGCAAUAUUAUUGCUACCUUUGUUCCUACAGCAGCUCUGAAUGAAGUGAAACCAUGCAUAAAAAGAAAAGAGGGGCACACAACAUUUCGGCAACAACUUUAGACCAUAGCCUCCACACAGAGAUCACUAUUGAGACCCACGUGUCCAUUAAAGUGGUACUCUGUAGAUGUUUUGGACUAUUGUUUCGAUCAACCCCAGCUCUGUAAACCAAUUUGAAGUUCUAUUACAAUUAAGCAUAAUGUUGUAAAAUAAAGAAAAUAAUCUGCAGGACAUGAGGCUGACAGUGGCUGCAUGAAAGCAUCCAUGUGGCAGUCAUGAUGUGUAAAAGGUCCUUAUAUCGCCUCAUGUGCUCAUCAGUUACACUUAUAGCCUAUCUUUCCUCCAGGGAACUCAAAGCAGUUCACCCACCCACCUGAUUUUUAUUACCGUAGUGGCCCUGUGUGGUGCGUUAGGCACAGAGGUAGUAACUUACCUAAAAUGCUUCAGUGAACUUCAUGACUGAGUAGGGAUAUGUGAAGAAGGGCCUUUGAGCUGCUUCUUUUUUUCAUAUGUGAUGCCCCAAAUUCAAUCGCCGGCAUCUCCCAAGUAUGGCUGGGAGUGUCUCCUGUCUGAAACCUUGGGGAGCCACUUCCAGCCAAUGUCAACAGCACUGAGCUAGAUGGAUCAAUGGAGACUUAAACAGCUUCCUAUGUUCCUAAACUGGGCUUCGCUGAUCUAAGCACUAUACCAGACCACACUCAAGCCUCAGUUCUGCAUCAGUGUCAGUAGUCACUGUGGCUGUGUACUACCAGUCUGAAGGUAUCAGUGUGCAUUUCAGCAGUUGCAAAGAGAGACUUUUCCAUGUGCCCUCUGCUGUGUGGAGCACUGCCACUGAGAAGGGCCAAAGCUCAAUGAAGCUCACUGAUAAAGCAGUUGCUUUCCAUGCGGAAGGUCCCAGGCUCAAUCCCUGAAAGCUCCAGGUAGUAUUUGAAAAGGACCCUGAAGCCCUGGGGAACAGCAGUCAGUCAGUGUUGGCAAUACUGAGUUAGACUUUCUAUAAGGCAGUUUCCUGGUUCCUAUGUCUCCUAAGAGUAGCUGAACAGUAGAGCAUCUGCUUUACAUGCAGAAGGUCUCAGGUUCAAUCUCAGCAUCUCCAGGUAGAGCUGGGAUAUGGUCUGACUUAGCAUUGGACAUCUUCCUGUGUUUUCUUUAUAGCUGCCUCACAGGGGCCGUAAAUGUUUAAAGCACUCUCUUGUGCUAGGUCUUUAAAAUAGAAAUAAAAAAUUAAAUACUCCAUCACAGUUCUUGGGGGGGUGGGGGUUGGGAUUCACAAAAGCUGCCAGGCAUUGUGUGGGAUAAUAUGAGGAAUCAUUCAGAAAACACAAGUUCUAUAAGCAUCAGGCUUUGAGAUCAUCUGCACAUAUUUUUGUAUGUGAUUUUGGUGUGCCUGAUAGGCCACCUGAGAUCCAGGGGGAAGAUGAAGUAUAUUCAGCACUUACACAAAAUUAUAAUUCCCAGAAUUCUAGGAGUUAUAAUUUUGUGUGAAUGCUGAAUAUAUUGUCUUCAAUUUUUCUAGCUAGUCCCAGUUCCUUCACAGUAAUACAAGUUCCUACAAUCCUUAGGGGGUAAAGUCAUGGCAAGUAAGCAAGCUUGAAAUAGGUUUAAGUUGUAAUAUGAAGACAGGCACAUCCUCAGUAAUGCUCUAACCUGCAGAAACGUCAUGAGGAACAGGCUUCAGAGUGCUGUGUAAAAUAAAGGAACAAUCUGGUUAAAAGCUGGAUAUCAUAGAAUCACCAUAUUGGAAGAAACUAUCUCGCUUAUUGUGCACUUGUUAAAGGCAACCCAUUUAUCUCUUCAAGCCUCUUCAUUCCUGCAUAGGAGGCUUCACCUUGGGUUCACCUCUGUAUGUUAAGAGAGAAAUAACCAUGAAUUAUUAAGCCACCGUCCUUUAGUGACUCAUGGAACAAGCAGCUAUAAAUUAUGAGUUUGUCUUAUUUUCUUUCUUUUUCUUUUUUUUCUUUAAGGGCCAAACUGCUCUCAUCUCCCUGCUUCUGUUAAACUCUAACUGGCAAAUGUCAAUACCCAUUUGGCAAGAUGGCAUACACAAAAAAUGUGCAUUACAGUCAGGUAUUAUAUAUACCUGGUGGCAAUAUGUGGAGGUUUGACUACUACUGCUUAAGUAGAAAGCAAAGAGUGGAGGAGGGGGAGGUUAUGUAGAAGACUCUUAGCAAAUGGGUGCAGGAAGUAGAACUUGAAAGAAACCCAUAAAUAAAAAUCCCCCUUACAUACUUUUUAUAGCACAUUGCUGGUUUUUCCAUUGUCUCACAGACUAAAAUGCCCACAUUUAUUUUUAACUUCAGGCAAUACUGCUUGAAAUUUCCAGGCUGCCAGUUAAGUAUAGUGGUAAGAAGAUGGUUACUCAGACUUCAUAAGACAUAGGGAUGGUUCACACUUGUGAGCUUAACCCAUCAGAUGUCAAGGAAAUAAACAACUACAAUGGUACCUCGGGUUACAUAUGCUUCAGGUUACAGACGCUUCAGGUUACAGACUCCGCUAACCCAGAAAUAGUACCUCGGGUUAAGAACUUUGCUUCAGGAUGAGAACAGAAAUAGCGCAGCAGCGACGCAGUUUCAGGUUAAGAACGGUCCUCCAGAACGAAUUACGGUAAGUUCUUAACCUGAGGUACCACUGUACCUGACUUUUAGGAAAUAUCUGAAGGCAGCCCUGUUUAGGGAAGUUUUUAAUGUUAGAUGUUUUAUCGUGUUUUUAAUAUUCUGUUGGGAGCUGCCCAGAGUAGCUGGGGAGACCUGGCCAGAUGGGCGAGGUAUAAGUAAUUACUACUACUACUACUACUACUACUACUACUACUACAGUGGUACCUCAGGUUAAGUUCCGGAGGUCCGUUCUUAACCUGAAACUGUUCUUAACCUGAAGCACCACUUUAGCUAAUGGGGCCUCCUGCUGCUGCCGCACCGCUGGAGCACGAUUUCUGUUCUCAUCCUGAAGCAAAGUUCUUAACCCGAGGUAAUAUUUCUGGGUUAGCGGAGUCUGUAACCUGAAGGGUAUGUAACCUGAGGUACCACUGUACUACUACUUUGGUUGGUUGCUUCACAGUGUGCUGAAGUGGUUAGAUUAUUGGACUAGGGCAGGGGUCAGCAAACCUUUUCAGCAGGGGGCUGGUCCACUGCCCUUCAGACCUUGUGGGAGGCCAGACUAUAUUUUGAAGAAGAAAAAAGAAUGAAUUCCUAUGCCCCACAAAUAACCCAGAGAUGCAUUUUAAAUAAAAGCACACAUUCUGCUCAUGUAAAAACACCAGGCAGGCCCCACAAAUAACCCAGAGAUGCAUUUUAAAUAAAAGCACACAUUCUACUCAUGUAAAAACACUAGGCAGGCCCCACAAAUAACCCAGAGAUGCAUUUUAAAUAAAAGCACACAUUCUACUCAUGUAAAAACACCAGGCAGGCCCCACAAAUAACCCAGAGAUGCAUUUUAAAUUCAAGGACACAUUCCACUCAUGUAAACACACGCUGAUUCCUGGACUGUCUACGGGCCAAAUUUAGUAGGCGAUUGGACUGGAUCUGGCCCCCAGGCCUUAGUUUGCCUACCCAUGGACUAGCAGGGGUCAGGAAACUUUUUCAGCAGCAGGCCGGUCCACUGUCCCUCAGACCUUGUGGUGGGCUGGACUAUAUUUUUUGGGGGGGGAAAUAUGAACGAAUUCCUAUGCCCCACAAAUAACCCAGAGAUGCAUUUUAAAUAAAAGGACACAUUCUACUCAUGUAAAAACACGCUGAUUCCUGGACUGUCCGCGGGCCGGAUUUAGAAGGCGAUUGGGCCGGAUCUGGCCCCCAGGCCUUAGUUUGCCUACCCAUGGACUAGGGCCUGGGAGACUAGGUUUCAAACCCUCACUCAGCUAUGAAGCAAACUGGGUGACCUUGCGCUGUCAGCCUAACCAGGGUGGAACAUUCAUGGUGCCAAAACAGAGGAGUCACAUGCUGCCCCCACAAAUAAAAAGGGGACACAGAUUUGCAUUAAAAUGUUCAUCAUAUGCUCAUAGACAGGCAUAGAAUUUUUAAAAAUACACGCUAAAGAUUAAAUUUAGGAUCACUGAUCUUUUUUUAGGUCUGUGGACACAUUUGGAUUUUGGAAUGACCACUACUCACUCUGUUAACUUCCCUCCCCUUGAUCAACACCCCCUUCCACAAAGGAGUUUGGCUUAUUAGAUGGUGUUCCCCACUAUAUGCAGUUCCCAGGAAUGUAACCCCCACAUAAGUGGGGAGUCACCUGUACUCACCUCCUGCAAAGCUAUGGGGCCAAACUCUGGGUUGACUGGGGCGGUGAUGUUAAAGGCCUGCAUCCUGAUCAAAUCUGACCCAUCUGUGCCAAAGUUCUGGUCCAUCUCUACAGGUCUGGUUGGCCAGUUGUCUCAUGGGCUAGUUCCCAGAUGUUGCCAGCAUUCUGUGGUUACAGAAUUUAGGCCUGGUCUACAGGUGCAUAAAAUCUUGUAAUGGCAGAAUGGACUACGUACCAUAGCAGGUGGAGACUCACAUAUUUGAAUGUUCUCUUAACAUAAUGUAUUGUAAACUACACUGUGAUCCUAAGACAAAGGGCAGUAUAAAAAUUUAACAACAACAACAAAUGAACAAAAGUGCUUUCCUAUAAAUAGAAAAUCAUCACAACAGCCAGUCCUUUUCCCUCAGAUGUCAUAGCUUUUCAGCUUGCUGGGAGAUUUCAUUUUUGUUUUAACAAUGAGGAGUAUUCAAGGCGUGAAGGACCCUACAAGGCAUCUUGGACUUCAUUUCUGCUUAGCAGUCUGUGUGUUGCAGGAGACAAGAGGCUGUUUUUAAAACAUGGUUUAACAUUAAGUAAUGUGCUUUAUCCAUCACUAUCAAAUCCAUGUUAAGUGUAUACAUUUUGUUACUAAUAGCACUGGACUAUAAAACAUUCCAUGCUGUUAAGGCAGCAAUAUAUCAUGCAUUCUGACUUGUGCAAUAAAGCAGAAUAAGAAAUACAGCCAAAUUGUAUUUACGCUGUGCAGGAUUGAUCAAAUGAAGGGCAAAGCUUCCUUGAAUUUUCAUUACCGUGUCCGGAAGACACAGUUCUGUUUAUGUAAGCUGUAUUUCAUUUCAUCACUCCAAAUCCCGUACCUUCACUUAUACUAAUUUGAAAUGUUCCUGGAGUUUAAGAAAAGUCAAUAAACGUUGUGGGGGGCAGGGGGGGGAGGAAAUCCUGUUCUUCUGAAUCUGUCCUGAGGAACAAAGUGAGCUGUGAAAGACCCAUGAAAGCCAACAAGACUUUGGCCAAGCUCAGCAAUGAGUAUCAUGAGCACAACAUGUCACUAACUUAACGUGUGGUUGUUGGCACAUUUGAUUGGUGGUGCUUCUUUGUAUUGGAUGAAGGGAACCACAUGCCAUUGGUGGGUGGUGCCAAAUGCAAAAAUGGGUGGACAAUUGGAUAGGACUCUUACGUUUGUCAAGCUGGCUACAUUCCAGCCACGCAACAGUUAGAAGUUUCUAUAAGCCAGUUUGAAUCACUAACAGGUAACAAUUCCCUGCCUCUCCAAAUCUCUCCAUCCAUGAAAGCAAAAGGCAAUGUCAUAGUUCAAUAACACAAUAACACAUUUCAGCCGGGCAAAGGGACUUGAGGAGAGUGCAGAGGCUGGUGAAAGUGUAGCAUGCAUGGGGAGAAGGAAUGUGGGAAGAGUACCAUGGGCUGAAUAGAGAGACCGAGAGGGUGACUUCUUGGUCACAGGCCACAGGUUCUUCACCCCAUUGUAGUCUUGGAAGUGGAUAACCACUUCAGCAUUGACUGUGUAAGACACUUCUGCUUGGAGAUCUGCACUGGUUACUGAUUUGUUUCUGGGCCAAGUUCUAGGUGCUUUUAUUGGUAUAUAAAGCCCUUACUGGCUUGGGAUGGGAAUCACCUCACCCCAUAUGUGUCCACUCAACUGCUUCAAUCUGCAGAACUGGCACUUUUACAGAUGCCACAUGGUACGUGUUCACACUUGUAAGAAAAGCACGUAUACUUUGGAACUCCCUGCCUAUUGACAUCAGGCAGGCAGGUGCCUUCACUGCAUUCCUUCCAGUGCCUGCUUAGAACAUUUUUCUUUAGGACAGCUUCCCAGCCGUGUAGAUGCUGAUUUAAAUCUCUUUACUGCAGGUUCUGUUUAUAAAAUUGAUUUUAAUUACUUGUUUUUAGCUGUUUUCAUUUAUAAUUUUAAUAUUUCUUGGAAACAGCUUAGAGGUGUUGUUACAUAUAUAGAUACUGUUAAGUGAAAUAAAAAACAAACAAUAGAGUAAUUCAUUUUUUGUGUUUUCUUCAGCUGUAGGUGUAGAGUUAUCAUUUGCGGCAGAGCUCCGGCCACGAGGUGCCUUUUGAGGGUGUCACUCAAAAUCAAAUAG
Podarcis lilfordi (Lilford's wall lizard) is the source of this 9387-nucleotide messenger RNA. The record is from the annotation of a GenBank genome assembly. NCBI's taxonomy places the organism in Eukaryota, Metazoa, Chordata, Lepidosauria, Squamata, Lacertidae.